Pseudo-nitzschia multistriata is the source of this 3510-nucleotide messenger RNA. The record is from the annotation of a GenBank genome assembly. NCBI's taxonomy places the organism in Eukaryota, Bacillariophyta, Bacillariophyceae, Bacillariales, Bacillariaceae.
CUUGCGUCGAAAAAAGGUACAUACUGAAUCAAUUUGAUUUAACUUUCAGGGAAACCUUUGCGCUUUUCAACAUAUUGAUGCAAGUAUUUACUUUGCUGAAGUAUCAAAGGCAGUAGACAACGGAUACCGUAAUACGAACUGACAUCCUGAUUACGUUUUCCCUUGCCCUCURCCCUUAGAUUCAUGAACUACAGAAAGAAGGGGAAGGGGAACACGUAAGUACUCGUACACUCUUUUUCUGGUGGGUGAUCACUAUACAACUCGAUCACACCCAAUAAWGAGUCAUUUGUUCAGCCUUUGUCUCAAACAAUAUCUUCUGUUCGACAACUUGCGGCGGACAUCGCCAUUCCUUUCCACGAAUMAUCUGACGUCGACAUCUUUCCACCGACGCGCAUCACUUGACAUACCGCCAACUCGGACGACAACAGCGAGCGUCGCAAUACCAACGCGGUGAAUUUUGCAGGGCUCGUCGAAGAGACCGAAAACCAGAGUUGUGAUAACAGUGACACAAGCAACGACGAAACGGGUGGAAGUUGCGUACAAAGCAAGACUAGUGAAACACCGGUAGCAGAUCAGCGGCAACAGAAGGAGCAACAAGAAACAAUUAUGGCGGAUCAGCAGCAGGAAGAGCUGCCGCAGCAGCAACCGAAGCAACAAUCAGAAUCUUUCCUACAAACACCAAAAACGACUAAUACUAGAAGGCUAAGCGAACCCAGCCCACUUUCGCCAAUUAUCUCUCCACGCAGUCGCGCUGAUGGAAGUGGGCACGGUCGGUCGAUCAACCGCCCCGAAACCGAAAAACCGUUGCUGGAUGAGAUUCGUGAGGUCCUGGCGCAGAGUUAUCUCAGUUUUCUUCUAGCAGAUCUCCGGCAUUUAUCGGGAACCGGACAAAUUAUGACCAAGUACGAAAAUCUUGCCAUCGAUAGCGAUGUUUGCGAACGAUGGACAUCGGACCAGAUUGCUGGUUUGUGCGAAGGCAACGGGAUUGGAAAACGCCCCGGUUUGUCUCCCGUUGUGAUCAUGGCGCUCUUAAUUCUGGAAAUCAGAGACACAUAUGUCAUGACGGCCGAGGAGAGGAAACGGAUGAAACCAAAACAGGGUGAUAGCAAAAGAAACUUGUAUGCUACAAGCGUGGACAUCGAUACUGACGUGCAUUUUGUGGCCUACGAAAACAACAAAACCAAAAAGAAGCUCACGGAAGAAUCGAUGGAAUCCCUUAUGAGAUGUUAUUCGAGGAUGGUGUCGGAAGAUCUUGUCACAGAAAUUCCCAAUGUGAGGAGGAGACGUACGACAAUGAACCUAGACAGUAACAGAGGCGAGGGUGGAUUGCCGCAAUUUUUACAGAACACCGGUCGAAAAAUUCGAUUUCCACGUCGAUCCAUGCAAUCUGGCUCUGCUAGUUCUGGUGAUGGAGCUUCGUCUGGUUCUUUUUCAAGCUCAAUUUCCGGUGCAUUCUCUACUAUUCCGAGGCCAAGGCGAGGAACACGAGGAUCAUCGUCUCCUUUGCCUAGGCAGAGCAGUAAUCCGCUAGGAUCACUUCAAGAAGAAACAGAUAGUGAUUUAGGCUUUGAGGUCAGGCAAGUGGGUAGCAAAGACAGUGUUUCUUCUUCCUACGAAAAGGGCAAUGAUAACAGAGUUGCUAUCUCGAAAGAGGAUUCUUGUAGCACCAUCAACAACARAGAUUCGAAUUCCACUAUUAGCUACUCGAUGAAAGAUUCGGUAGUUCCAAUCAGUCCCAUAGCCGAACAUGAGGAGGAUAAAGAUGGUGAAUACUCGGCAAAAUAUUCGGAGCUGUCCGAUACGCUUGUUGGCGAAAACGACGAACAUUUUGACGACUCGACAAAACAACCGUCUAGCUUGCGUAGUGCAAUAUCCGACCAGUCGGGAAGACCUACAAAUCGGAGUGGUGCCGUUACCUUUCGACUCAAUCACGARAACGAAGAACACCGCGAAGAUAGCCGUUCUUCAAUGCAACAAUUUUUCUCCCCGAGAAGGAGAAGGCAAACUAUUGGCCAUGGACCUGGUGAUUCGCCACACCACCAUAUGUCGCUUCGCGAUACCAUGGCAAUAUCCAGACAGAAAUCACAGCACUUUGUCGAUAAGUUAAAGACAGAUUUCAACGAUCAAGUCGAAAAUCUUCUGCCAACAAAUCGCGAAGGAAACACCGGAAAGGAAUUCGAAGAAUUAACCAAUGCCUUUUUCGACCAAGGGCAAACAAAUGAGGAUGUCCGAACAAGUCUUGGGGUGACUUACACUCGAAAAGAAUUGGUAGGAGUUUUGAGACAUGCCGUAGAAACACGCGACGACGAGAGCUUGCAAUUCUUGUCSAAGUUCUUCAAGGAUGGUACAGUUUCUCGUCUGCUGGUGGAAUCCCAUUCGCGUGUCGUUUGGAUGAACGACUGGUACCCACUCAAGGAGUUGACCUAUUCCAUUACGGUCGACGCGCUGCAACGAAGGGUGAUGGUGGUCUUUCGCGGUGCGAUCACCCCCGAGGAUUGGAAAUCCGCCGUCAACUUCAAGUUCCACAACAUUCGAAAUCCAGUGAAGGAAGAAUUUGACGGCAAGAAAGACGUCCUACGGGUUUUUUCCGGGCUSUACACGUAUUUGUUUCGAAAAAGGAAGGACACGGGCACAACGAAGUACGACGAAAUUGCUAACAUGUGCCACAAGUAUGGAUUGCACCACAUCGGACCUGACUACAAGUUGUUUGUGACGGGCCACUCGCUCGGGGGUGCCCUUACUCACUUUUUCAGCUUUUUUGCCUCCACCGAGGAACGAUUUACGAAGAACGGACCGGUAAAAGCGAUUGCCUUUGCUAGCCCGUACAUAGGAGGACAUUCCUGGGCGGACGCUAUUCGACACCAGGAAAAAUCCAAGAAACUCCAACUGGUCCAGUGCCGAAACGACAGCGACGUGAUUCCUCGGCUUCCCGCGAAUUUCAGGAUUGGCAAACGGGGACCGUUGUGGAGACACGUCGGAAUCGGUGUCACCCUCCCGAGGCUGCCCAAGAAAAUWAUGUGCAGGUUCAGGUGGAAGCCCAUGGUUCAUUACUGGGGGAAAGAAAAAUCGUGUUUGUCCUCCACGGUCCAUGCCUGCCGAAGGAACGUGAUUUUCCAUUUUUCGUACCUACGGCCAUGGACGCUCAAUCGAUCCCACACGCUGUUCGAGCUACAGGACCGACUGAUGUAUGGAGAACUCAACAGCAAAAAAUCCGGUGAUUUCGACCUGCUGCAGAAUACACUCGACGAGCUGUACGGAAAGCUGGACGAGCACGAUUUCCAGACCUUUCGAAAGAACAGCUGGUGGGGCAAGAAAACAKGAAUUCAUUGAAAAAUCGUAGCAUGUGAUGGUUGUUUGUGUGUUUGUGUGUUUUUGAAAUUGUACUACGGUUCAAAAGAUUCUUUUUGUUCCUGCCGGUGACGUGAAGGUCCAGUGAAAACUCUUUUUCGAACCCAAUCGUUUGAGGAAGUAGAUAUCCUAAGAUUAUUUAAAUAAUUGAUGAUGACAAUU